GUCAGCCAUUCUUUUGGGUUUGGUCUGAUGGACGCAGCAGCCAUGGUGUCCCUUGCACGGAACUGGACCUCCGUCCCAGCCCAGCACAUUUGUGAGAUACGCUCACCGGAUCACAACAGGUAAAGAUCUGAUCACAACAGGUAAAGAUCUGAUCACAACAGGUAAAGAUCUGAUCACAAAGGGUAAAGAUCUGAUCACAACAGGUAAAGAUCUGAUCACAACAGGUAAAGAUCUGAUCACAACAGGUAAAGAUCGGCCAUGGGGCAGGAGGGCUGCUUGUCUUAAUCUUUAACAAUUUCAUUUUGAAUGGUUGUCGGUCAGAUAAAAAGAAAUUAAGAAGAUUGUAUUGGGCUAUUCUGGGCCUAUCAAUAACAUUUAUUUUUAUUGUAAUGGGCUUUUGUUGGUCCUAUCCAUAAGAUAUUUUCUAUGCUCAGACCAAAGCAAUAUCAUUAUUAGAUCAGGCAAAUUGUUGGUCUGAUCUGUUUGUCUUGGGUUAUUGUUCCUGUCAUUAACAUACUUCCUAUGCACUAACCUGUCAUGUUUUCUUCUUUCUUAAAAAUAAAAUACAUUGUAUGCUUACUGGAACUGAACUAACUGCAAUUAAAGAGUUUUUCUCUAAUAAGAAUGGAGAAAUAUUUUUACAUUUAAUUAUAGCAAUGUCUAUUUAACCUUCUACAACUGCUGUGCCCCAAUCUGUGAACCCAUUCUGAAAUAUUAGAGAACAUUGACUUUUAACAUAAUCCAAAACAAAAUUCAUCCUGCAUUUGUUUCCUUCCAGUCGCACAAUUCCUAUGAAUGGUCGUGUGUCAGUGUUGCUCAAUACUGAUGGAUGUGAUGGCACCGUAAACCAUGUUAAAUACCUUGAGCAUGUGCAGGCUCGGAUUACGAUGACUUCCUCAAAGCGAGGUGAAAUUCGCAUCUUCCUGUCCUCCCCUUCGUUGACACGCUCCACCCUGCUGGCCAGACGCGGGAAGGACGUGUCACGGGAGGGCUUCAACAACUGGGCUUUCAUGACCACACACAACUGGGGAGAGGGCCCGAAGGGUGAUUGGACGCUUGAGAUUGAGAAUGGUAUCAGUUCUUGUGAGUAA
Molecule: messenger RNA, 1091 nt
Organism: Lymnaea stagnalis (great pond snail)
Lineage: Eukaryota; Metazoa; Mollusca; Gastropoda; Lymnaeidae
Source: the annotation of a GenBank genome assembly